Dipodomys spectabilis (banner-tailed kangaroo rat) is the source of this 4526-nucleotide messenger RNA. It is a transcript of the gene Usp51, whose product is annotated as ubiquitin specific peptidase 51. The record is from RefSeq and is a predicted model, not a curated record. Gene Ontology annotation, biological process: protein deubiquitination. The transcript is spliced from 2 exons. NCBI's taxonomy places the organism in Eukaryota, Metazoa, Chordata, Mammalia, Rodentia, Heteromyidae. Bases 59 to 2362 code for a protein of 767 amino acids. Gene Ontology annotation, molecular function: zinc ion binding; cysteine-type deubiquitinase activity.
GCCAGCGACGCUUGGAGGGAGUGAGAAGCGAUUUGAACAGUAGGAGAAAUCCUAGGAAAUGAAGGGACUGAAGCGAGAAAAAAGGUGCGAGAGCACAGGAGCGAAAGAGCAAGAGAGGGCGCUAGAGCGUGGAGUACCGAAAGUGAGCUUGGUGGGAAGGGCAGAAGAUGGAGCAGACCGGGCCCAGAAGCAUAGGCGCCGGUCGUUUGCAAACGCAUUUCUUCACCCGCCUGGAAGUGGGCUGAUCAUGGCCCAGGUUCCAGAAGCUUCCCGGUCCUCUGACUGUGAUGCGGGCUUGAGUUCGGGCGGCGGGGGAGGAGCCUCUGAAGAGCAGGCGGCUGAGAAGGCGGGGAAAAUGGAGGAGGAGGCGAUGGGGGCAGCGCAGACAUACGCGGUCCAGGAAGCCGAAAUGAAGCUGGAGUCUGAACAAGAGACCAAACCCGCGCAUGAGGAGAACUUGCCAUGGAGCAGCGGUGGCGAUGAGAAGGUGCUCCUACCAACCCCCUCUUCCUAUCACAGCAGCAUCUCGUCCUUUAGCCCGCGCCGCAAGCCCCGCCCUCGGCCCCAGUCCCGCUCCCGCGGCCCUCUAAGGUUCUUAGUCCCACCCCCGCCUCCAAUCCGGCUCCCGCCGCCGCCACCGCCGCCCCCAUCGCGUGCCCCGGCUUGGCGCCGAUCCCGGCGUAGAUACAGGCCUAUAUCCAGGCCCCAGACACGGAGAAGCUGCCCUAGUGACCUAGGCGGCUUUAGCGAUCCAGGCGGCUUUGGGGACUGGUUGCAGGAAGUUGAGUUUGAUCAGGGUCCCACAGGCUGCUCUCAUGUGGUGAGCUUUAAAGUAGCCAAAAACUGGCAGAAGAAUCUGCGAAUGAUCUACCAGCGUUUCGUUUGGAGUGGAACCCCGGAGACUAGGAAACGUAAGGCAAAGUCAUGCAUCUGUCAUGUAUGUAGUACCCAUAUGAACAGACUACACUCUUGUCUGUCCUGUGUUUAUUUUGGCUGCUUUACUGAGAAACAUAUUCAUAAACAUGCAGAAGCCAAACAGCACAAUUUAGCAGUAGACCUCUAUCAUGGAGUUAUAUAUUGCUUUAUGUGUAAGGAUUAUGUAUAUGACAAAGAUAUAGAACAGAUUGCCAAAGAAACAAAAGAGAAAAUUAUGAAAGGAUUAACUUCCACCUCAACAGAAUUUUCCUAUGAACAGUUUAUGCCAUUGGGGGUUGAAGAUAAUCAGUCAACCUGUGAAUCAAAGGAACAGGAGCUCAAUUUGGUGAAACCCAAGAAAAAGAGGAGAAAAAAGGUAGUCUAUACUGUAGGCUUGAGAGGGCUAAUCAACCUUGGGAACACCUGUUUUAUGAAUUGUAUUGUGCAGGCACUUACUCAUAUUCCUCUGCUGAAGGAUUUCUUCCUAUCUGAUAAGCACAAAUGUAUAAUGACAAGCCCCAGUUUGUGUCUGGUAUGUGAAAUGUCUUCACUUUUUCAUGCUAUGUACUCUGGGAGCCGAACUCCUCAUAUUCCCUAUAAGUUACUGCACCUGAUAUGGAUUCAUGCAGAACAUUUAGCAGGGUACAGGCAGCAGGAUGCCCACGAGUUUCUUAUUGCAAUAUUAGACGUGCUGCAUAGACACAGCAAAGAUGAUAGUGAUGAACAGGAAGCCAGCAAUCCCAACUGCUGUAAUUGCAUCAUAGACCAAAUCUUUACAGGUGGCUUACAGUCAGAUGUGACAUGUCAAGCCUGUCACAGUGUCUCCACCACCAUAGACCCAUGUUGGGACAUCAGCUUGGAUUUGCCUGGUUCCUAUGCCACAUUCAGUUCCCAGAACUCAGAGUGGGCUGACAGUACAAUGAGCAGGGAUGACCAUAUACCAGGAAUCCCCUCCCUUACAGAUUGCCUACAGUGGUUUACAAGGCCAGAGCCCCUAGGAAGCAGUGCCAAAAUCAAGUGCAGUAGUUGCCAAAGCUACCAAGAAUCUACCAAACAGCUCACAAUGAAGAAAUUGCCUAAGGUGGCCUGUUUUCACCUCAAGCGGUUUGAACAUGUAGGCAAACAGAGGCGAAAGAUUAAUACUUUUAUCUCUUUUCCCCUGGAGCUGGACAUGACUCCAUUUUUGGCCUCUACUAAAGAGAGCAUCAUGAAAGAUGGCCAGCCACCAACAAGUUGUGUGUCUGAUGAGAAUAAGUAUUCCUUAUUUGCAGUGAUUAACCACCAUGGGACUUUGGAAAGUGGCCACUACACCAGCUUCAUCCGUCAACAAGAGGAUCAGUGGUUCAGCUGUGAUGAUGCCAUCAUCACCAAGGCUACCAUUGAGGACUUACUCUACAGUGAAGGGUAUUUACUAUUCUACCACAAGCAAUGUCUAGAGAAAGACUAGUCUUACCAGAGCGCUAACCAUAAAAAAAAUUCAAAGAAAUGAUUAGGUUAAGGAUCCUGAAGUGACACACAAAUCUACCUGGAAUGGACAAUUAUAACAAUACCCUUAUAACAAUGAGCACCUCUUGAAGUAACAGGAAAAUCUACUUAGAAUGGACAAUGACAAUAAUACCUAUAUAUGACAUGUGGCACCUGGAUAUAAAGGACUUAUUUUACUAUGGCCCCUGGGUCUGUAGAAGAAAAGAACUGAAUACUAACCAGUGACCAUUCAGCCUUAUUAAGAGAUAGGGAGGGAGACCAGGUUGAAAAUGGUCACAGUGAAUAUAGUUAAAGUGAAAAGAAUGCUCAAAAAGGCAAAAGGUGAGGGAAGAGAUAUUCUGACACUACUAUAUGCCAUUUAUUUCUACAAAAAUAUUGUGGAGAGUCUGGGAACAUUCAUUAGAAAAAAAAAAGGUUUUAGAAUGGAUGUACCAGCUGUGGGUAACCAGCCAAAUACUGAAAAAAUAUUUUAAAAGAAAAAAUUUAAAGCUUUAAAAGAGAAACAUUUUUUAAAGAACCCAUUUUUAAAAGUUUUGAAAGAACGUUUUUAAAUGUUAAGAACUUUAAGUUAAAUAUUUUUAGAAGAAAAUAGUUAAAAAUAUUUUUUUGAUUUUAAAAUGAUUCAAAAUUAUUACUGGUGUUUAAACAUAGAAUAUUUAGAAAAUCUUAAAAUUUAAGGUAGGUGAAAUAAAACAAAGUUAAAAGAAAGUUUACCAAAAAUUUUGUGAAAGAGGUGAAAUAAAGUUAAAAAGAAAGUUUACCAAGCAAGUUAGUGAAAGAGACACUUUGUUUUAAUUAAAAGUUUGGGGGGAAAAUCUUUUAAAACCUAAUGUUUUAUUAAAUUUUCACAAUGUGCAGAAUGGAGUGAAAAUUCAAGUUAAAUUCAGAAAAACUGUUGAGAUUGAAAUUUCAGAACCACACAAAUAAAAGUUGUUCCAAAAGUUUAAAAAGAUUAGAGAAAGACAAUUUGAAAACGUAAAAAGAACCUUACAUUAGUAGAGACUUAAAUGAAAACAUUAAAUAUUGAAGGAUAAUAGUUUAAGGAAAAGCAAAUAAGCUUAAAAUUUACAUAAAAAUGAUAAAAGACAAGAAACCAUUCAAAUAAAACUGAAAAGUUUUUAAAUUUUAUUUUUUUAUUUACGGAUCUUAAGAGACAGACGGGUAUAAAAGAAGUAAGGAGGCAGGAGUUACAAGAUAAAGGGGUUUGAUAUUAUAGAUAUUAUUUGGUUUUUAUGUUAAUACAUAAAUACAAUGUGAAAAAAGGUGGACCCUUUAACCCUUAUCUGACCAUCCAGUUGUGAGAUAACAGCAAAGCCUAAUCACCAGUCCACCAUUCUCUCUCAGAUUCGUGCUCCUUCUAAUUUCCUAAAGGAAGUAGAGCUAUUUAGACAAAUCAAUUCAUUUGACAAAGAUAAAGACUUUAGGGACUUUGCCUUUCAGAAAUGCGUUUAAAUGUUUUUUUUAAUUUUGUUUUGUUUGUUUCAUAGCUUCUGAUAGGUGGGUUGUGAUAAUUGUGCAGCUUAGUGAAAUCAGAUUACAACUGUGAAGCUCUGCUUUUGGGAUUUGAACUUCCUGGCCUGACUGAGGAGGUGGUAGGGACCCAUGUCUGAGGACCUGUGGCCUACCCUCUCUGCUUUGAGUCUUUCCCUUCAUGGGAAAAUUCUUUUUUUUUUUUUAUUUCUGCAGUAGAGCUAUGGGUUUGUGCUUAGCAGUCCUUCUGCUCAUUCCUUAUUCCCUUUUUAUUUCCUUAUCCCUUUCACUCAUGCCUGGUUCCCUGAACCCCUCACUUUCCUGGCCUUUUAUAGGUCUCUUGAGCCCCAGCCCACAUGGCUGGUUAAGGCUUCCUUAACCAUUCACCUAGUGGUUCCUCUAAGCCCUCACAGAUGACUUCUCUGCCUUGGAUAUUGUAGGCCAGUAUAAGUUAGAUAAUUGUUCCUCCCUCCCCAUCUUUAUCCUACUUACUGUGCCUCCAAAGUACAUUGUCCAUAUCUUGGUGAUAGUACUUAUUCUACUGUGAUCCUACUGUAGCUUUGUGAUUGUCUGCCUCUCUUCACCAGGCAUCCUGAAAACAGAGGGCCAUGCCUUACUCAUUUUUUUUUGUUUUAAUAAAUGUUUGUUAAACGUGA